AUGACUACCAAAACCCCCGUCCUCACCGACAAAGCCCCCAAACCUCUACCAGGCAUCUACUCACAAGCCAUCAUCGCCAAUGGCGUCGUCUACUGCUCCGGCGCGGUCGGCAUGGACCCCGUGACCGGCGCGCUUGUUGAGGGUGACGUGAAAGCGCGCACCCACCAAUGCAUUAAAAACCUCACAGCCGUGCUGCAAGGCGCCGGCACGAGCAUCGACAAGGUCGUCAAGGUCAAUGUGUUCCUGGACGACAUGGCCAAUUUUGCAGAGAUGAAUUCGGUGUAUACGCAGUACUGGGGAGAUGUUAAGCCGUGUCGGACAUGUGUCGCCGUCAAGCAGCUGCCGCUCGGCACGGACGUUGAGAUUGAAUGCACUGCUGUGCUAUGA
Molecule: messenger RNA, 387 nt
Organism: Talaromyces rugulosus
Lineage: Eukaryota; Fungi; Ascomycota; Eurotiomycetes; Eurotiales; Trichocomaceae
Exons: 3
Coding region: 1-387 (128 amino acids)
Cellular component (GO): cytosol; mitochondrion
Molecular function (GO): deaminase activity
Source: RefSeq, a predicted model, not a curated record